AUGGUCUCCCAGCCCAUCGGCACUAAGAAAUCGGUGCCUCUUACAACCACCACCACCAACACCACCACUACCAAGAAAUCCAGCGUCCCUCCCAUCAAAAAGUCCCCUCCCGCCUCGCAACCCACGAAAAAGAACCCCACAGCCGUCCAACCCGCCAAAAAACCAACCUCCACCCCCAUUGGUGCCAAAAAGCCCCUUCCACCACCCUACAAACCCACACCUGCCUCCAAACCACUCAAAACUCCCAACUCCAAGCCCGUCGCCCACAAGAAACCUACCCUACCAAGGACAUUCGCAUCCCAGCAAUCCGCCCAACCCCAAAGUUGGCUUACAAAAGGUCUGGGUGCCGCAUCUUCGGGCAUCAGCAACACCGCCAGCGCCGCGGCCUCUGGAAUCGGAAGUGCAGCAAGCGCGGUGGUUAUGGCGGCUGGAAAUGGUGUGGCGGGUGCCGGCAAGGGCGCAGCUGUCUCAAUCGCAAAUACAUCGCGCACCUGGGGGGACACAGUUCGCGAGUACGGAAACUCGCUCAAGGACAUAUCGGGUGCACAGGGCACUCGGGCGCCGACGAAGGGGAAUCCGCUGGGAUUGAGUACGAGCGGGGCGGGGGCCAUGAGUGGCUUGUCUAGUGUUGGAGGAGGAAUUGGUGGUAAUGGCACGGCGAAGAAGGCAAGUGCGAGUAAUCCUUUGGGAUUGUAG
Messenger RNA from Plenodomus lingam JN3, 696 nucleotides. RefSeq lists its product as uncharacterized. The record is from RefSeq and is a predicted model, not a curated record. NCBI's taxonomy places the organism in Eukaryota, Fungi, Ascomycota, Dothideomycetes, Pleosporales, Leptosphaeriaceae.